AAUCAGAACAGCCCUGUUGCAUGCGUUUGGCUGUGGGGCUCAGCGGCGCCCCCUGGCGGCCGCGCGGCCCGCGGCUGGGGGAUUUCCUGAGCGGAAGCAGUGGAGGGGGUUUCCAGCGCGAUCCGUCCACUCCGCCGCUGGACCUCCGCUCGCGCUCCCGCUGACAUCUGCCUCACACAGCGGCUCGGCAAGCUCAGCCCGCACAAUCCUGAACCGGACCCGGACCAUGAGGUGCCCUGCCGAGGCUCGGAGUCUCCACGGUGGCGUCAGGCGCGCGGCGACGGUUUGAAUCCGCUCGGAGUCCGGCGAGCCCUAGAGCCGCGGCCUUGCGGACGAGAUUCAUGUCAUGUCAGCGGGGAGGAGUGCUGAUGGGAGGGAGGUGCAGAUUCCCCUCCAGCAGGCGGCGCCGUCUCUCGCCCUGCCCCUCUCUGCUGCCGUCCCCGCCCCCCCUCACCGCUCCUCCAAUCCACGGCCGCCGUGCGAGCCGCCCACUCAGCAAGGCGCUCCUGCGGGCUUCCUGCCGGUGCGUGGAGGGUUCAGGGAUCACUUCGUAGAAGCUCCGGAAGCCAAAUACUGCUGCGAGGCCUGCAGGCUGGUCCUGUGUCAGCCCCGGCAGACUGAAUGUGGACACCGCUUCUGUUACAGCUGCAUUAAUGACAUUCUCAGCUGUCCGAACCCGGUGUGUCCGGCAGACAUGGAGCCUCUGUUUAAAGACAAGAUCUUUCGAGACGUUUGCUGCCAUCGGGAGAUCAUGGCUCUGAAGGUCUACUGCCGCAGCGAGGCCAACGGCUGCCAGGAGCAGAUGAGUCUGCAGCAGAUCCCAGACCACGUGAACGUGUGUCCGUUCUUUGAGGUUCCCUGUCCGCUGGGUAAAUGUAAGGAGAGAAUGAUGAGGAAGGAGAUCCCAGAGCACUUGGCCUGGAAGUGCAAAUACAGAGAGAGCACCUGCGAAUUUUGCAAGAACAAGAUGCCUCUGACUGAGCUGCAGAAACAUAAAGAGACGGUGUGUCCAGCAUUUCCGGUGUCCUGUCCGAACCACUGCACCUCCUCCUCGUUGCCCCGGAGUGAGCUCUCCAGCCACCAGCACGACUGCCCCAAAGCCCAGGUCAGCUGCCAAUUUCACCGAUACGGCUGCUCCUUCAAGGGUCUGAACCUGGACAUGAGACAGCACGAGUCGAGCUUUGCGGCCGAGCACCUGAAAAUGAUGGCCACCAGAACGGGGCUUCUAGAGACCAAGGUGGAGGAGGUUAAAGGCGAGCUAAUGGAGAGGUACAAGGUUCUCCCGGCUCUCAGCACCCGCCUGUCGGACCUGGAGAGCCAGACGGAUGACCUCCGAGAGAAAAACCGGCAAAUGGAGCAGAAGCUGGCUGCCAUGCAGAAACUGAUGAGUUCUCAUACGGAGAAGCUGCUGGAGCUGGAGUUGGAGCUGCGAUCUCUGCGCCAGCUCCGAGAUGAGAUGGAGAGCCUGCGAGGAACGCUGGACACCGUUCGAACCCGGCUCAGCGCUCUGGAGCAGGGAGGACGCGGCGGCAGCGGGUCUGCUCACACUCUGGCCUCCCUGGAGACGCAGCUAAAUCGCCACGACGACAUGCUGAGCGUCCAUGAGAUCCGGUUGGCGGAUAUGGACCUGCGGUUCCAGGUGCUGGAGACGGCGAGCUACAACGGGACUCUGAUCUGGAAGAUCCGCGACUACAAGAGGCGGAAACAGGACGCGGUGGCGGGGAAGACGCUGUCGCUGUACUCGCAGCCCUUCUACACCGGCUACUUUGGCUACAAAAUGUGCGCCAGGGUUUACCUGAACGGGGACGGGAUGGGCAAGGGGACUCACCUGUCGCUGUUCUUCGUAGUGAUGAGGGGAGAGUAUGAUGCCCUGCUGCCCUGGCCCUUCAAGCAGAAGGUGACGCUGAUGCUGAUGGACCAGGGUCCCUCCAGGAAACACCUUGGUGACGCCUUUAAGCCAGACCCCAGCAGCAGCAGCUUCAGGCGGCCCGUGGCGGAGAUGAACAUCGCCUCCGGCUGCCCGCUCUUCGUAUCCCAAAGUGUCCUGGAGUCUGGCACCUACAUCAAAGACGACACCAUAUUCAUAAAGGUGACCGUGGACACGUCUGACCUGCCCGAGCCGUGAACGCCACGUUUGGCUGGUCUGAGAUCAGUUCGGCAGCGGUCGUCCGCAGAGCCGAGGAUGAUGGGAACCGUGACUGAUGUGCCCUAUCAGAGCGGGACACGCCCACCUUUGAGCCUUUGGUGGACUGAAGAGCCGCGUGUUUGUGUGCACAAGAGACUGUGUGAGCGUUGCUAUGGCGACGCUGCUCCGAGCAAACAUGGCCGCCUCAGUGAGGACGGUCUGUACUGAUGCUGUGCAUCAACUUCUACUUUCUGAUCAUUACCUUCCUGAGGCAUGCUGGGAAACACACGGCUGUCACAGCCUGGGAGUGCAGAAGAGACCGGGUCAGAGCGGUCCUACUGGGUUCUGUAGAGAAAGUGCUGAGGUGCAGGACGUGUUGGUGGUGCUGGUUAGUUCUGUUUGGUUGCAGUAGAGGCUCAGAACCAGCAGGUGGUGCUACAGGAAUGUGUCUGAUGGGCUACAGUGGCUCUGAAUCGCUGCGCGGGGCAGCAUUAAUGGACCUCUUCAAAGAACCCCGCCUAAUCCAAAGAAUGAAAGGAGACUUGAUCCACAGGUACCAGAACCUGAAGGAGCCCGCCCCCCCAUCUUUGUCAAAAAAAUUUCGGUGUCGGUUUGCACAAUUUGAACGUUCACUGACUAGGAAAACAUGAAGACAGGAAGCAGACGCUGAUCUUCCUCUGAAGUUCCGAUCAAACGUCUUUUUUUGUUUUUUUCUUUGCUUCACGCUCAGCCGCAGAAAUGUCGUCUGCGUUUGUAAACCAGCAAAGCCGCGUCUGCAGGUCAGCUUCCGGAGGUCCGGCUGAAGACCGGAGCAGAUCUGAGGAAGGUUUAAGCGCUGGUGUCUGAUGUGUCUCACUGCCGAUCGGGUGUGAGGUCAAAACACAGCUGGUUAUGAUGCCAUAAUGUACCACUUAUUUAAUUCAUGACAUUUCAAACUGUUUUUAACAAACCCAACAGUAAUUUACUCCAACAUUAAUAAAGAAGAAAUGAAAAACCACU
Oryzias latipes (Japanese medaka) is the source of this 3124-nucleotide messenger RNA. RefSeq names its product TNF receptor-associated factor 3 (gene traf3). Gene Ontology annotation, biological process: innate immune response; Toll signaling pathway; regulation of apoptotic process. Gene Ontology annotation, molecular function: tumor necrosis factor receptor binding; zinc ion binding. Lineage: Eukaryota; Metazoa; Chordata; Actinopteri; Beloniformes; Adrianichthyidae. The record is from RefSeq and is a predicted model, not a curated record. Gene Ontology annotation, cellular component: cytoplasmic side of plasma membrane; plasma membrane signaling receptor complex.